CAACGACACGUACUGUUGUUGUGUUGAAAUCAUCAGAUCAGCGCGUUAUGAAUAUAAAGACGAGCAUUGUCAUGUGACUUUAUGAUGGACCGUAUCGUCGCUUUAAACGAAAACAGCAGAAGAGCAAAGUCGCAAUAGGAUCUGCCAGCCUGUUUUUUUCACUCUCAUUACUUGUUCUCCAUCAUGGGCCGACUAGACGACGCCGCCAAGCGCAAGGUAGUGGAGCUGAGAGAAGCUGGUUUAAGUUUCCGUAAAAUCAAAGCCGUGCUGGAGCUGGAGAACAUCAAGGUGUCGGCGCAGGCCAUCUACCUGUUCCUGAAGGAGUUUCAAGGCAGAGCCCACAAGGAGGAUGGAGCAGCUGGGAACAGCAGUCACAUGGUGCCGGUUUCGAUGCCGGGCGGCUCUGAGAUGCGGACGGGCAGCUGGAGCGACCAGCAGCUCAGAAACCUCCUCAGAGAAGCUUCUAGAGUUGCCGCUUCUCAGCUGGCUGGAUCCUCAGCCAAUCCGAGAGCGGGACAGCCAUCUGGGACGGGUCCACAGGGUGCGGAUAAAGAUGAGGACAUCAGGAUUGUCAGUGUCACUUCUUUGGCACAAGGCACGCAGCAUGCUGGCGUUCAAGGGCAGCGUUCGGGAGUGGGAACGGGAGCUAUGGGUGCUGCUGCCGCUGCUGCUUUUAUACGAAAACGCCACACGCCCUCUCCUGCCAACCCUAUGCUGGUGGCACGCAAACGGCUCCUGGAUAAAGCUUUACUCCAUAGAGCGAGGGUAAGAGACAGCGGCCCUCAGGGCGGCCAGCAGGUGUCGGUGUCGGUGAGACGAGAUCAGUCCUGUUUCUCUACCUCUGAUGGGAGAAAGCUGGUGUUACCGCAGUCAGCUUCAUACGACCUCACUACAGCCAGACCUCCAAACAUGAGAGCACUACAUCAAGGAGCCAGUCCACACAGGAGGUGGAUGCACCAACGGGUGGGUGUUCCUGUCCGUGUUCCUCAAAAUCCUCCUCGUGUUGGCAUCCGCCUUCCUGAGCCAUCCACGUCUGCGGCGACAUCCCAAAACACAGCCGCCCCUGCUCGUGUCCAGAACGUGAGCAACCAGCCUUCACCUCCUCCUCCUGCUCCUCCUGCCCAGAGGAACGUCCUGGAGCCUGGAGCCGUGAGCAGCCUGCAAGAGCAGAUCCAGCUGCUGGGCAAUGAGCUGAGAAGUUUGGGACUGGCGCUGAGGAUGAUGGUGGACCAUCAAGGCCGACUGGAGAGAGAACAAGCGCAGCAAACUCAAGUCCAGAAGCAGAUCCUCAGCACCCUUCAGGAUCUUGCGACCAAAUUCGACCCUCUGCAGCCCACAUCUGCUCCAGCAUCCUGUUCGAUGGCCUCGUCUGCGGUCUUCAGCCAGGCUCCGACCAAUCAGAGUGUGUACGCUCAGUGCAGUCAAGCCCAAACGCGCUACAACGAGAUCCACGAUUCCGGACUGGAGGGCAUCGAGGUGUUUUCUCUGGACCAGCUCAGCCCGACUGCAAUGAACGGGUUUCAGUCGUGCCCGACCUCCAGCGGGCCCCCGUUCACCCAUGCACAGGGGCGCACGGCAACGUUCACGCAGACGCAAACAUUUGCGUCCAGUGCGCUGCCGUUUGCGCAACCGCACACAGACUCCUUCAUUGGAAUGGAUGGAAAAACCGUAGACCUGGCCUCCACCAGUGCGGAUGGCUCGUUUCAGACCUGUAGUCCGGGGAACCAGACCUCGAGUCUUCCAGUUUCACCGCGCGAUUCUGAGCUGAACAUUAUCAAAGUGGAAAAUGUGUGAAGUGUGUGACUGAAGUCUAGAGAUGUGGUCACACAAAAAAACAAUCGAGAAAUUGAUUCAAAGAUUUUCAAAAUCACUAUUGUCUCUUGAAUUGAUUUUGAGCUUACUUUUAAACAGCAGAAGGCGCUCUAGGAUUUUUUUUUUAUAUAGGAAAGUAGAGAAUUGAAAGGAAAGCAUGGGAAGCAAAGAGAGGGGAAGAAUCAGCAUAGGACCGCAAGGCGGGAAUCGAACUCGGGUCGCCAUGAGCACCGGAGUACAUGUGUUGACACACUAACCACUGCACUACUGGCGCCAACUAGGAUAGACUUUAACAGCAGAUGGUGUUCUCUGUUGACAACAGUUGACUCCUCACACCGUUAGUUUGCCAUGAGAAAAAGAUAUGCAACAACAAAGCCCUCUAGCCCCUUACUCAAAAUACUGAAAUUCAAGUCUCAGUAACUUCGGAUUCAGUAACUUCACCUGGACUUAAACAGCAGAUGGUGCUCUAGCCUAGUUUAAAUAGGCGCUCUAAGCUAGUUUUUAACUGCUGAUGCCUCUCUAGGCUAGUUUUUAACUGCAGACAGUGCUCUAGGCUAGAUUUUAAAAGCAAAUGGUGCCCUCUAGAGUAGUUUUUUUAACAGCAGAUGGCGCUCUAGGCUAGUUUUUUACUGCUGAUACCUCUGUAGGCUAGUUUUUAACAGCAGGCAGCGCUCUAUGUUAGUUUUUAACAGCAGAUAACGCUCUAGUCUAGUUUUUGACAGCAGAUGGUGGUCUAGGUCUUAAAAGCAGGUUGAGCUCUAGGCUAGUUUUUAACAGCAGAUGCCAUUCUAGGCUAGUUUGUACCAGCAGAAAUUGCUCUGGACUAGUUUUUAACAGCAGAUAACGCUCUAGUCUAGUUUUUGACAGUAGAUGGCGCAGCAGAUAACAGCAGAUAACGCUCUAGUCUAGUUUUUGACAGUAGAUGGCGCAGCAGAUAACAGCAGAUAACGCUCUAGUCUAGUUUUUGACAGUAGAUGGCGCAGCAGAUAACGCUCUAGUCUAGUUUUUGACAGUAGAUGGCGCAGCAGAUAACAGCAAAUAACGCUCUAGUCUAGUUUUUGACAGCAGAUGGCGCAGCAGAUAACAGCAGAUAACGCUCUAGUCUAGUUUUUGACAGUAGAUGGCGCAGCAGAUAACAGCAGAUAACGCUCUAGUCUAGUUUUUGACAGCAGAUGGCGCAGUAGAUAACACUCUAGUCUAGUUUUUGCAGAUGGCUGACUAGCCUAGAGCCCCACCUGCUGUUAAAAACUAGCUUACAGAGGUAUCAGCUGUUAAAAACUAGCCUAGAGCACCUAUUAAAACUAGGCUAGAGCACCAUCUACUGUUAAAGUCCAGAUGAAGUUACUGAAUCAGAAGUUACUGAGACUUUAAUUUCAGUAUGUUGAGUAAGGCACGGGGGGCUUUCUUGUAGCACAUCAUUUUCUCAUAGCAAUCUAAUGGUAAGAGGAGUGUGGCUAAGAAUAUUGUGGCUGAUGCAUCAAACUGAUGUCAACAGAGAAGGACCACCACUUCAAAUGCAGAAGCACAUGGUAAGACUUAAUUGAAGGUUAUCAAAACUAUUUUUGUUUUCAGUGGAUUAACGAAAGAAUUAACUGGUCGCCUAAAGAAUAGCAAUGUGCACUAAUCACUGUCUUUAACGACUAGCCUAGAGCGCCAUCUGCUGUUAAAAACUAGCCUAAAGCAUUUUGAACAUCUCUGACUGGAUUUCUUAAAUGUUUCUUUCUUUUUGCCACAGCUCUUCUGAAAUCUGAAUUUCAGUAGCCAAAUCCUUUGGCCUACAGUGUAUUUUGUUGUAUAGAACUCCUGUAGCUUCCUAGAGAAACUUAUAUGAAGUAAAAAAAAAGUUUCCUUUUGUUUUUCAUUUUAUUUAAUUGUAUACUGUAAUUUUGCCUUUUUUAUAGGAAAUAAAUAUCAUAGUAGACAUAGUUUUUGCUGUUAUCUUUGUAUUUUUUUAUAUUCUGUUUAUUUAAUUCUGAAACAUGAAUAAAGCAAUAGUUUGAUGGAU
This is a messenger RNA of Danio rerio (zebrafish), 3817 nucleotides long. Lineage: Eukaryota; Metazoa; Chordata; Actinopteri; Cypriniformes; Danionidae. The record is from RefSeq and is a predicted model, not a curated record.